AUGGCCUGCAGAGUCCGGUGGUGGCUGGCUGGCUACUCGGAGGAACUGAGGAAGGAGGAACUGAAGGAGUUCCAGCUUCAGCUGCCCUGGGAUGUGCUCAGUGGAGGCUCUCCCAGUGUAUUCCCUGCUUGACCAGAGAAGGUGGGGGGCAUGGAGGUGGCCUCAUGACUGGUGGCUCAGCGUGGGGAGCAGCGGCCCUGGGACCUGGCUCUCCACACCUAGGAGAAGAUGAACCAGAGCAAGCUGUGCUCCCGGGCCUGCGCAGAGGCGGCCUUGAUGUCAGACCCUUCUGCAUUCCUCAACUCCCCGAAUGCUCCCAACAUGAAGUUCCCCAGCUGGCCCACCUCCACCAAGGUGCUGAGGUUGCCCUGGUUCCUUGAAAACCCUCCCUCAAUCCUCUUCUUCCCAAGCUCCCCAGCCCACAACUCUCCAGAUCAAGAGCUGCCUAAUGCCCCUAGAUCCACAGCAGUGCUGGGAGCCUGGGAGCCCCCACCUUAGCCCAGCACAGAACGCAGAGAGCAGAAACAGAGAAAGCUACCAGAACCAGAGAGAAGAGAGAACUUGUCCCACAUGAGGCCAGAAUUCUCAGUCCUAAAAAACUAGGAUUUGCACUGAAAAUUCACACAGCUGCUGCUUCUACACAGACCUCACCCGAGAGGCCAUGAGCCCCUGGUGAGAGAAAGCUGGCAUCAUGGAGUGGUGGUGGAGCAAGGGAAUUUGAUUGAAGUCCAAGACUUAUCUGGCCCAGGCCUGAGCACCCAGGAAGAACUCACAGUCAUACUACAGGGGGCUGAAAGACUGGGGAAGUCAACACUGGCCAGGCAGGUGAAGGGAGCCUGGAAGCAAUGCCAGCUGUACAUGGUCCACUUCCGGCAUGUAUUCUACCUUGUCUGCAGAGAGUUGGCCCAGUCCACAGUGGGAAGUCUCACUGAGCUCAUUACCAAGACUGCUGCCCCUCUGGCUCCCAUUGAACAGAUCCUAUCUCAGCCAGAGCAGCUGCUCUUCAUCCUGGGUGGUUUGGAUGAGCCAAAAUGGGUCUUUGAGGAGUGGACAUCUGAGCUGUGUCUGCACUGGAGCCAGCAGCAGUCAGUGCAUGCUCUGCUGGGCAGUUUCCUGGGGAAAACCAUACUGCCCGAGGCAUCCUUGCUGAUCAUGGCUCAGACCACAGCUCUCGGUGAACUCAUUCCUUCUUUGGAACAGCCACGUUGGGUGGAGGUGCUAGGGUUCACCAAGGCCAGCAGGAAGGGCUAUUUCUACAAAUAUUUCCCAGUUGAAAAGCCAAGCAGCCAGAGCCUUCAGCUUGGUUGAAUCAGACUGCACCCUCUUGACCUGUGUCUCAUGCCGUGGGUGUCCUGGCAUCUGACCUUCCUGAAGCUGCAGAUGGAGCAGGGGAAGAACUUGCACUGACCUCCCAGACCACUACAGCCAUUCUGCCUGCACUACCUGUCCCACACUCUCCCAGCUCGGCCCCUGGGGACCCAGCUGAGGGCCUUGUGCUCUCUGGCUGCCAAGGGCACCUGUUGAGGAAAGACCCUGUUUAGUUCAGAAGGCCUCAGGAAACAUAGGUUAGAUGGGGCUGUCAUCUCCACUUUCUAAAAGACAGGUGUUCUUCAAAAACACCCCACCUUUCUGAGCUACAGCUGCCGUCACUUGUGUUUUCAGGAGUUCUUGGAAGCAAUUUUCUGUGCACUGGGGGAGGUGGAGGGAAGUGAUAAUUUGGAUAGCAUCAGAGGUAUGCAAAAGUUGCUAGAAGUGUAUGGAAGGCCUGACCUGUUUGGGGAGCCAACCACAUGUUUCCUUGGGCUUUUAAGUGAGCGUGGGGCCAGAGAGACAGAGAACAUCUUCGGCUGCCAGCUGUCUCGGGAGGCCCAGUGGGAACUGCUGCAGUGGGUGGAAGCAGAAUCCAGCACAGAGAUCCUCCUGCAGCUGUCCUCUCUGGAGUUGCUCCGCUGCUUGUACGAUUCACAUGAGACAUUUCUGACAUGAGCCGUAGCCCACUUCCAAGGAUGUGUGUGGGUCCUGGUCACAGAUGCCUGCUGGCAGGAUCUCUUCUCCAUUCUCAGGGUCACCAGCCUGCAGGAGCUGGACCUAAGCGGGAACUCUCUGAGCUGCUCAGUGGUGCAGAGCCUUUGUGAGGCCCUGAGACACCCCAGCUGCCACCUAGGGACCCUGCAGUGGGCUGGUCAGCUGCAGCCUCACGUCCAGGACCUGGCUUCUGUGCUCAGAGCCAGCCCCAGCCUGACAGAGCUCCACCUGAGACAGAACGACCUGGGCAGCCUAGGUGUGAGGCUGCAGUGCAAGGGGCUGCAGCAUCCCAGCUGCCAAUUCAAGCUCCUGUGGCUGGACUGGACCCAUCUGAGUGACGAGGUGAUCAGGAAGCUGAGGGCCCCAGAGAAGGAGAAGCCUCAGUUACUUGUCUCCAGCAGAUGGAAGCAAAGUAUGACGAUCUCUAAUGAAGUCCCAGAUGGGGGAGAGAUGAGUAAUAACACGUCCUCGCUCAAGCCUCAGAGAUCAGAAACAGGUAUCAGAAGGAAGCUCCCACAAGCUCAAGUAGAAUCCUUCUGCCUAUCUUCUCCUGCCUCUUUGGGGGACCUGCACAUGGAGCCUCUGGGGACUGAUGAUGACUCCUGGGGACCCACAGGGCCUGUGGCUACCAAGGUGGUUGACUAAGAAAGGAGCCUGCGCUGAGUUCACUUCCCUAUGGCUGGCUCCAACUGGCCCAACACAGUGAGAGGGGCACUGACCACUGAGAUUGAGUUCUGUGCCUGGGACCAAUUCCUGGAUAGGACUGUCCCACAGCACAGCUGGAUGGUUGCAGGGCCUCUGUUUAACAUCAAGGCUGAGCCAGGAGCUGUGGCAGCUGUGUACCUCCCUCACUUUGUGGCCCUGCAAGAGGGCCAUGUGGACAUCUCCAUGUUCCCAGUGGCCCACGCUAAAGAGGAGGGGAUGCUCCUGGAGAAGCCAGCCAGAGUAAAGCUGUCUUCCACAGUCCUGGAAGACCCUAGCUUCUCCCCCAUGAGAGUUCUACUGAGAAUAAUCCAUGCUGCCCUGAGCUUCAUCCCCAUCUUCUCCACUGUGUUGUUCUACCAACACUUCCACAAUGAGGAAGUCACCUUCCACCUCUACCUGAUCCCCAGUGACUACUCCAUUCGGAAGAUGAUAGAGAAGUUCCAGUUUGUGCGAUUACACAAGCCACCCCCACUGACCCCACUCUACAUGGGCUCCCACUACAUUGUGUCCAACUUGGAGAACCUAGAAACGAUCCUUGAGGAACUGGAGCUUCGCUAUUGUAGCCCUGGAGAAUCCCAGCUCUUCUCUGAGUUCUAUGUUGGUCACUUGGGGUCACGGAUCAGGCUGGAAAUGAGAGACAAGAUGGGGUUGUGCCACCGUGUUGUCUCCACACUGCCCUUUGAAUUAACAGAUUUUGACAUCUGCAAGGUCUUUGAUGUUCCAGACCACCUGCAUUUUGUGGACCAGUAUGGGGAGCAGCUGGUGGCCUGGGUGACAUUGGUGGACCACGUCCUGGAGAAGCCUGGACACAUGCUGAGCAAGGAGCAGUAUGAGAGGGUGGAGGCUGAGGCCACCAAGCCGGGCCAGAUGCGGAAGCUGUUCAUCUUCAGCCAGUCCUGGGACUGGGCCUGCAAAGAUCACCUCUACCAAGCCUUGAAGGAGAUCCAUCCUUACCUAAUCGUAGAACCGCAGGAGAAGCAGAGUGGUGGAGGGGACCAAGGGGCCUCCUGA
Messenger RNA from Trichechus manatus latirostris (Florida manatee), 3741 nucleotides. It is a transcript of the gene NLRP1, whose product is annotated as NLR family pyrin domain containing 1. Gene Ontology annotation, biological process: inflammatory response; regulation of apoptotic process; innate immune response. Gene Ontology annotation, cellular component: canonical inflammasome complex. The record is from RefSeq and is a predicted model, not a curated record. NCBI's taxonomy places the organism in Eukaryota, Metazoa, Chordata, Mammalia, Sirenia, Trichechidae.